GGUAAUUUAUGGAGCCCAACCAUUGUCUCUCAACUUAGGAAGAAAGUUAGGUCUCGUUUACUUUGAAAAAGUUCUCUAUUGUCAUUUUCUUAAAUAUGUGUUCAUUUUGACUUGUUAAUAAGACGUAAGACUCUUGAAGUGCUAGCUACGGAUAAUGCAUUUAUGGAAAUAAGGCAUUUUCAUUGUUUCAAAACAAAAAAAAAAUCUAAAAACAAUGAAAAUGCCAAUAGGAAGUUUCACAGCAUUAUUUUAUCUCUUCCAAAAUCUUUAUUUUGGGAUCCAAGUCAUGGGGGGAUUGAGUGUUGUCUUUGCCGUUUUCUCUGCCAGGAAUUAAUGGAAGUUGUUGAUGAUGAUGAAAAUAGAGAACUUAAUAUUGAAGGAAACAGAGAGUAUGUUGUUGAUGAUGAUGAGAAUAGAGAACUUAAUAUUGAAGGGCAAGAACCAUACAUUGGAAUGGAAUUUGAUUCAAAUGGAAGUCAAGAACCAUACAUCAUCAAAACUAGUCGUCGUUCAAGGGUUUCUAGAGAAUUUGCAAAAGGGUUGUUGAGGAAGUUAACACGAUCACAUGCUUACGAAACUAGAAAUAUCUAAUCUAACAUAAUGCAACCCCCAUUUCCCACUCAAUACAAAUUAAAGAAGGUAAUUAAAUGCAACCACACAAGUUUAAAAUCAAGGACACAUCGCUUCUUCUCAUCCAAUACAGUUUUUAGUUUUCAUCCACACAAAAAAGUUGAG
Molecule: messenger RNA, 735 nt
Organism: Trifolium pratense (red clover)
Lineage: Eukaryota; Viridiplantae; Streptophyta; Magnoliopsida; Fabales; Fabaceae
Exons: 2
Coding region: 163-591 (142 amino acids)
Source: RefSeq, a predicted model, not a curated record